Messenger RNA from Erythranthe guttata (spotted monkey flower), 538 nucleotides. RefSeq names its product cytochrome b-c1 complex subunit 6. Lineage: Eukaryota; Viridiplantae; Streptophyta; Magnoliopsida; Lamiales; Phrymaceae. Gene Ontology annotation, cellular component: respiratory chain complex III. The record is from RefSeq and is a predicted model, not a curated record. Gene Ontology annotation, biological process: mitochondrial electron transport, ubiquinol to cytochrome c.
CCAAUUCCCCAACCCCAACCCCAUUUUUAGCAAAUAGUCAAAUUAAUCUUUUUGCACUUCCUCCUCCGCCCUCACUGGUUCCGCCACCGCUCCUACUCCGAUUGCAUCGAUUGAUUGUUGGCAUUGUUAACCAUGUCUGACGAAGAGCCUGUAGAUCCAAAGAGGGAACUUGAAGACCGAUGCAAGGCACCAUGCACGAGGCCACUUAAAGAAUAUCAGGCAUGUGCAAAGAGAAUUAAAGAUGAUGAAUCUGGGCACAAGCAUUGCACUGGACAAUACUUUGAUUACUGGCGCUGUGUUGACAAAUGCGUUGCUACUAAGCUAUUUGCUCAUCUUAAAUAACAAAGACGAGAACUCCAUUGAUAUACCGGAGCCCAAUUAUUUUAUUUUCGUUGUAUUUUUUUUGGGGCAAACUCUUAAGUUAUGUGAAAUUUUGAGAUAUGGUUCCUCGUUGAAUCAAUAAAUGAAUUGUGGAAUUGAAUUCUAUGUGCUUUAAGCAUGUUGAUUGUUUUACUUAAAAUUGUUAACUGGUUGUUAU